Molecule: messenger RNA, 8653 nt
Organism: Dreissena polymorpha
Lineage: Eukaryota; Metazoa; Mollusca; Bivalvia; Myida; Dreissenidae
Product: RNA-binding protein Pasilla-like
Exons: 7
Coding region: 259-2070 (603 amino acids)
Biological process (GO): regulation of alternative mRNA splicing, via spliceosome; mRNA splicing, via spliceosome
Cellular component (GO): nucleus; cytoplasm
Molecular function (GO): mRNA binding
Source: RefSeq, a predicted model, not a curated record
CGUAUUUCUUAACGUAAAAUCUCGUUCUGGUCGGUGACGUGUUUCCCUCGACAUCGAUUUCAUGUGGAGGCAUGAAACGGGAGCGUGUGCCAACAUAGUCGUUCUACCACCUAUAGCGGGCAGUCGCUCACACUGCGAUCUAAAUUAGACAUCUUCAGAUUGGAGUAACACUUUUACGGAAACAGAUUCACCUCGUAAGGGAGAGGAUUAGCUGUCUGUAGCCCCGUCAGUUACUUUUUGACAGUUGGUGCAAAAAGGAUGACUCUGCUCGACCUACAUUCAUGCUUAAGAAAUGUUCAGGGAAAUAUGAUUGAAUCUCAAGAUUACAACAAUUUUAGCAUAUGGAGAGCCACAUGCCAUGAAUACCCAGAGGGGGGAGAAAUGAACACACAACAACAAACAACAACAAUGUCAAUGACAGAACUAGGCCAUAGACCCGAUUCCAGAAGCCCAUUGCAGCCUAUGAAAACAAUGCUGAGUGCAAGUCCUGCAAAUGUUAUGCUAGGUGGGGACAAUGUGCAUCUCAAGAUUCUGGUGCCCAGCAUUGCGGCAGGAGCCAUUAUUGGCAAGGGAGGGGAGACCAUCGCCGCUGUACAGAAGGAGGCUGGGGCCAGGGUGAAAAUGUCCAAGGCCAACGACUUCUACCCAGGCACGACAGAGAGGGUCUGCCUCAUAAUGGGGGCUGCAGAAGCCGUCAGAAAAGUGCACAAUUUCAUUAUGGAAAAAAUACGGGAAAAACCCGACCCAAACCCCAAACCAGAGGUCUCGAAAAACAAUUUCGAACGGCACAGACAGGUAACGGUCAUCAAUGUGAAGAUCCUGGUCCCUAACAGCACUGCAGGCAUGAUCAUUGGUAAGGGAGGAAACUACAUCAAACAGAUCAAAGAAGAAAGCGGCGCCUACGUUCAGAUUUCACAGAAGUCCAAGGAGACAAACUUACCAGAGAGAUGCAUCACAGUGGCAGGUGACCUAGAAAACAACAAGAAGGCGGUUGAUCUGAUCCUACAGAAAAUUGUGGAGGACCCACAGAGCGGCAGUUGUCCCAAUAUCAGCUAUGCAGACUACACAGGGCCCGUGGCCAGUGCUAACCCCACGGGGUCCCCGUUUGCAAACUCGAACUUCAUGCAAACUCAAACGCAGGAGCUCUCUGGAGUGAACAGUAACAGUAUUACUGGUGCUGCCUUCGGUUUUGGAAUAAAUCCAAACACGUUUGGUGGGGGAGCAAACGUUGGAGUUAGUUUAGCUAAUUUGAAUUUAGGCAAUUUAUUUGGCGGCGGUCAAAUGUCGGUGGAGAACCUUAGAAUGGCCCUGAGGGGCAGUGGUUACUCUGAACACGCUGCGGAGGAGAUUAGUAGCGCCAUGGUCACGCUGGCUAGCUACGGCAUCCUGGGACAGCAGCCCAGCGUACAGCAGGCGCAGGCUCAGAUGAGCCACCAGGGCAUGAUGACCUCCCAGCAGGGGACGCCCACGCAGAACCCCCAGCAAGGCUACAUGAUGACCCCUCCAAGCUCCUCGGGUAACGUGUUCGGUCCCGUGGGCUCCGGGUCAUCAGGGCUCGGAAGUUCGGGCUCCACUGCUGCCAACUCUAGUCUAUUCGGCAGUUCCUCGCCCAGUGUCCAGCAGGAAAGGUAUGGCGGCAGCCCCAUGUUGAACGAGAGCUACACAGGCCCACAGGGGUAUCACGGGGCCCAGGGGUUUGCUGCAGCCCAGGUAGGGGCUGAACGGUCACCUACCAUUAAUAUCAACCAAAACUCAUUUGGUCUGGGCACUGGCAUGUACAGUCCGACGGAAGAUAAGUCGGCGACGGCGAAACAAGAUUUAGAGGUUCCAGAAAGUAUAGUUGGAGCGAUACUUGGUCCUGGUGGAAAGGGGAUUGUAGAAUUACAGCAGUUCACCCAAACCAACAUACAGAUCUCGAAGAAGGGCGUGUACAUGCCUGGCACGCGUAACCGAAUUGUUACAAUUACAGGAAACCCCACCAACAUAACUCGCGCUCAGUAUCUUAUACAACAGCGUAUUCAACAAGAAGAAUUAAAACGGGCUCGUCAGGCACAGCUUUCUGGUCGCUAACACUGGCUUUGUGUUAGGCUAUAAUAACUUUUUUACACUAACUAUCUUAACAGACAUUUUAAUGCAAAUAUUUCAUUCAUCUUGUUUUACGUCUACUCUCUAUAACUGUGUUACAUUCACCGCAUGAAGAUUUCAUCUGUCACUGCAUGAAGAAAUCAUCUGUUUUCGUUGGGCGAAGUAAAAACAAAAGUAAAAGCCAUUGACUUGGGACAUGUCAAAAACUGUUCACAUCAGUAAGUUACUUCUUUGCUGCUUUUAUAACCAUCUUCUAUUCGACUUGUCACCUGCAUGCUUAGAGACUGUAUCGAAAAUAAUCAGUUUUUAUAUGGAACAGCAUCUAAUCUAUGUAUAAUGUGUAUAUAUAGCCACGUAAACAGCCGAUCUCCCCUAGAAACUCGGAUACAAAGUACGUCAUCCAUCACAGAGCAUCCUUCAUUGUUCCAGGAAGGUCCAUUCACACAUGGAAUGUUCCUGUUUUAAGUUUUAGAGAAUAUUUAAAUAGGCAUGGUCUUAACUAUCGGUGUAAAUAGUCGUGGCAUACAGACUUUGUCCAUUCAUUGUUGCUAGAUGAGAUGUUAUUUUAGCUGUUUUAUUAGUGAAGAAUGUAGCAUUUUACCUGCAUAAGUAAGCACCCGGGUUUAAAGUGAAUGUUUUAUUUAUUAUUGUUGUGGAUACAGUUUUUGUUGUUUUCUUUCUCCACUUUAAAAAAGUUUAUUUAAAAAAUUGUUUUGUUUCUUUAGGGGACACUGAUGCAUUGUCUGCUUUAUUAUUCUAAUUAUUAAUAUGUAGUUAGAGGUGUUUUUGUUCUUGGUAGCAAGCAUCAUUCUUAAUAUAGAUAUUGUAUUAUAUAUAUAUUUGAUAUAUAUAUCUGAUUGGGAAAUUAAUAUAUCUUUGUUAACAUGUAUUGUUUAGUCAUAUUGUUGAUUCUUAUUUAAAGACUUUGUUACUAAGAUAUGUUAUUGUGUGUAUAUUCACAAGUAUUUUGUGUGUGCGUGUAGUAUCAAUUAUUAUUAUAUAUUGCUGCCCACACUAGCAGUUUGGUUUCAUUUGUAAUAGUUAUUAUUUGAUAUAUUGGAUUUUUCAUAUAGAUUUAAUUCGGAGAUAAUGAAUUUUAUAAAGUGUACGCAUGUAUAAUGCUAUUAUUUAUAUCAGAAGUAACACUGUUUUAGUGUGCUGUUUAAAUUUGAUUAAUUAUUUAUAUAGUCUUGUUAACUGAAUUUGUUUACAUAACAUACAAUAAUUUUUGUUAAUAAAAAUUGACAUGAAAAUUUCUGUUUCUUUCAUGGUGAUAAUGAGUCAUGAAAAUCUUUGCCAAUUAUUGAUAUGAUGAAUAACAUCACUAUCAAUUACGUAACAACGUAGAAGAAAUGUAUACUAAAAUACAAAAAAAUUAGGUGUCUUGAAGUCAAGAUAGUUAAUCCGGAGUUAAUAUUCUGAGGAUGGCCUCGUGUGGUUUGUCACUAUAAUCUUGACACGGGUAGCAUGUGUAUUUUAGUUUUCGUUGUCUGCAUUUUCUUACUCACAGAUUAAAUUUUACCCCGAGUUGAUAUUCGGGAAAGAUUCUUCUAUAUACAUAUUCAGUUUAGUUAUUUUAUGUUUUCCCUUUUUUAUUUUGCGUGUUUUACAAACAAAAAGCAUGCUUUCAUUGUAUUUAGACUUGUGCGUCACUAGUGUGACCUUCCCUUUGAAAAAAUCGUGAUAGAUUAUUAAAUUUCUGGGAAGUUGUAGCCUUCUUUUGUUUUCCACUUUGUUGUACUAGAUCAUGUUACGGGCACAAACUGUGUGCAGGUGGUGGUAAAGAAUUUCAAGCAGGCAUCGUGACGUCCCAAAAUGUGUUAUCCCCUUACCACUUAGUGAUGUGUUUUGACGCAUUUGUAGUCCCAUAGAAAGUCAAAUUUAAUUCAAGACCUUUACCACUUAAUUCAAGUUUUAAGGCUUCAUUUCCAACCCUUAGAUACUGAUGAGCAGCAAACAGCAUAAAAUCUGGACUGCGGGUUACUCACAGGCUGUUCUGGUUUUAUGCUGUUUGUUCAUAGCCAUUUUCACUUUGCUUCUGAGUGGGAAAGGGUAACACAGCGGUUUCAUCUUUGAUAUUUGAUAACAAAGAAUGCUGAAACUAUUCUGUGGAAGCCAUUAAAAAACAUGAUUCCUUGGAAAUAGAUUCUGGUCUGAUAGUAAUUAAUUUAAGAAAAAACUUAACUUUAAGCUCGUGUUUGUUUUGUUUUUUUACCAUCACCAGUACAUAGCGGCCUCGGAAGGUAUUAUAUCUUUAAAAAAAAGAAAUCAUUUAUCAGCCCUCGUGUAUUGAAGUGGAUCAUUCUGUUUUCAUUGUAAUUGUUGUUCAUUAUUCAGUUAUAAGCCAGUAAGAAGGAGGUAGCCUGACACGGCAUAAAACCACAAGACAGCAUGGGUACUAAAAUCUGUAAGAAAACAUCUCUAAAAUCGUUUUGGUGAGUUUAGUAUGUCUUUGAAUGAAUUUAUGAUGCGUUAUUGUUGAAAUGAUAUUGCAAACACUGAAAAGGUUUUGUAUUAUUAUUUUUUUUAACAACAAUAUGUUCAAAUUUACCUGGCUUGAUCAAAAUGUUUAAAUAGUCCUGAGCAAAUUACUUUAAGUUAAUAAUACUUGCAUUAGCGUGUGCAGAACUGAGGAUUAAACUUCUUUUGGAAGUUUUGGUUUGUUGUUUUGGGAUGAGGUUUGCAACCCGUCAUGUAACUUGUGGUGUUGUGCAGUGAAAGAGCUACUGGCAGUCAAACAUCAGUCCUUUCUAACCAGCUACUAGGUCUUUCACACAUGAACUGGGUUUGAAAGGGCCUUAAGGUGAGAGGGGGUCCUGGUAGAAUCAGGGAGCAAGUGUUUUAGUUCCCCAUUUUAAGGUCCGGUCUUGUUGCGAUGUUUUUUGUUUUCGGGGUGGGGUACCUUCCAUUUUGGCCAAUUCUCGGCCGACAUUAGAAAAUGCCACAUUGAGUGCUGUGUAUGGCUACCAGCUUUCCAAUCAACAGAGUGUACUGUGAUAUGUAACAAAUAUAAUCAACAUAGCUUUCAUUUAUCAUAACUGUAUUUAUCGUGUACAUAAAUUGAUGUGGCAGUUUUUACUGUGGUUUAAUGUCUGUUUUAACGCACAGUUUUAAUUUUUCUUGUAUUAAGAGACUUUUAAACCGUCAUUCAGAUUAUCAUGUUUGUAAAUAAAAGUCAUAAACAUCAUACUAAUCAUUCUUUGAAUGUAAUGGUUACUUAAAAAGUUGCUGCAAAAAAUUGUUUCGUUUUAAUUUCCAACUUGUGCCAUUAACAAUAAUUAUUAUAAGUACUAUUUUAAUCACUCAGUUACUUUUCAUGGAAGUAUUUUAUCAACCACCGACUUGACAGCUCAUUUUGAUUUUAUAGUUUUAAAAAUGUCUUUUAAAAACAGAGCAUCUUUAAACUAGCAAUUCUAUGCAAUUUAUAAUCAUAAGCCUUAAAUAGAAACUAAAGUUUUUGUUACAAGAAGGUAUCCCACCCCAUUCUGAUAGAUUUGUGGCAUUGAGAAUAUGUGAUAAAUUUGUAUAAAUGGGUACAUGAAUGAUGUCAUUACUUCUACAGGGACUAUAGUUGUUGUUUUGUUAUGAAGAAUUGUGAUUUAUACAAGGCCAGAGUGUUUUUUUAUGUUUCAUCCAGAGUUUAGCUAAUAUAUAAAAAUUUAAUUGUUUAAUAUUAGUUUAAGAUAACUGUACAGUUAUUUGUGAAGUAUGUUGAAAUGUUAAAAUACUUUGUUGGUAGUCAUUUACUUGACUGACAUUUUGUUGAGCUUUUUGUUUUGUUCUCAACUGUAAAAUAGACUACAUACAUCGUUUCUUUCAUUAUUUCCAUUAAAACUAGUCUGCUAAAGAAUUAAAAAUUCCAUGUUUCAUUUCAAAACAUAUUGCUUAAUUGAUCAGCACAAACGUUAAAUAGUAUUACUAAAAUUUCAUUUGAGUGCUUGAUAAACUAACUGUGAAUGAUGUUUAGUACAUUCUACAGUCAUUUUUAAAAAUAGGCAUCUGACAUCUUACCAUUGAAGGGGCUUUUUUUAUCUGGGAACAUGUCAUUUGCCCUGAUGUUAUUGUUUUACCUCAGAACGUUGUCCAUGUUUUUUGUAGGUUUCACAAUAUGUUCACCUGUUAAGUUCCAGUCAAUUUUAGCAAAGAGGUAAUGUGAACAUGAUAAUGUUCGAUAGACUUAUGGUUUAGUUUUUCACCAAGGCUUCAUGAGUUUAAUGAAGUGCAAAAUAUCAUUUGUGAAGAUAGAUUUACCUGUGCCAAACUGUAAAAAAAUAUUUAGGCAUUAUUUGCAAAACUUCAAUGUAAACCAAACCUGAAUUUAUAAGCACGCUUGUAAUUUUGACUGUUUUGAUCAACAGAUAACUUUCCCUAAUCGUAUAACAUUUUGUUCUGUUGUUUGUCAUUUAUUUACAGGUCAAUAUUGGUUCCUGGCAUGGUUUGGCAUAGUUAAAUUUGUCUGGAUUCCCUAGAGCUGUAAUGAUGAUCAUUUAUGUACAAAUCCCUCAGAUCUGUCGGUCUUGCUUACCCAUUCUUCAAAGAGCCUCCCACGCUGUGUUGAAACUCUGGCCAUUUGAUGGAACUCGGGUCAUCAAAUGGCAACUUAAAGGUUGAGCUUUGUUGAUAAUCAAGCUGAAACGCUUUCUACUGUUGAAAAAAAACACACAAGAAAAACCCUCAAGAUAUUGGAAAAUAAUCUUUAGCUUUUUUCCUGAGAAUGCAAUUUUAUUCGGGGUCAGAUUCCUUGUUUGAUAAUGGGUAAGCGAGAUGUCACUUAUUCUCAUGUUUGUGUGUGCUAGGGUGGCUGGUUGUAGUGGACUUGUGUACAUGGUAUUUGCAUUUUUAUCUCCAUGACGGAAUGCGCUUCUAUUUAUAGAUCUGAGGAUCAUCCAUGCAUUUUGUUGUUGUUGUUGUUUUUCUAAGCCACUCCAAACAGUGUAUUGUUUAAGUAACACUUGUCUAUGUGAGUGAUGUGUUAAUAUUACAGAAUAUAGGUUUCAUCCUGAAGAACCUUAGCUUGGGGUUUCUGACGGGACAGUGUAAUGAUGAACAAAAUGAUAACGCUGUUGUACUGUUAAAUUUGUUGUUGGUCUCGGACCUCUGGUAGCUCCUAUAAAUGUUUGUUGUAUAGAAAGCAAAUCAGUUGCUUUACGCAUACACAAUUUUCGACAGUUUUUUGUGUGACUGCUGGCAGGACUGUGGAAGAAAUACAGAGAACUGUGUAGCAGCUGACAUCAGUGUGGCAAGGUCAUUAUUGAGUCACCAAGGUCCCCCACUUUCAGGGCAGGCUAUUAUUGUACCCUGCUUGUAUAACAAAUGUGAUCACGGAAGGGCAUCAUAUACCUAGUUUCUUUCUGCUACAAGUUACUUCAGAAUUUCAUACUCAGUGUGUUAGGAGCUUUAUAUCUUGAUUAUCAAUUUUUUUAGGAAUUCUUUAAAUUACUGUUUAUUUCAGUAUUAUAAUAAUGAACAAUUAUGGUACUUUUUAAUUCUGACUAGAAUAGUCAUAGCUGUUGGGUACAUGCAAAAAUAAUUGUAUUGGUUAUAAUGCAAACAAAAUAUUUUCAAAAAUGUCAAAAUAAUCAGUAAAAAAGUUUUGCACUAGUCCCAUCUAUGAGUAAAAAAUUAUUAACCGGUAUCCGAGAUCCUUAGCAGCCAGUCUAGUUUUUACAUUAUCACCUCUAAACGCCAGUCAUUCGGGGGUAGCUUGUGGCAUUUUUCAUCGCUGUUAGUACCAGUUGGUGUGUGCCAAAUAACAUUCCUCAUCCAAUACACAGUUAGAGUUUACUUAGAAAUCAUGGGAGUUUCACAUUUGUUAUUAUCUAUUUAUUUAUUUAUUUAUAAGACUGUGAUAAUUCUUCAAUUAUUAUUAUUUUCCUUUUUUGCAUAAAGUUAAAUAUCAUCUAUAACAAAUCACACUCUGUGACCCUUGAUAUUCCUUCAUGUUGUUACAGAUGUCAUUCAAUGUAGUUAGGAAGUUUUUUUUACACAUUUUUUCGUCAUAAAGAUAUUCCUCCCUUAUAAAGAGAACCGCGCUCCUUCACAAAACAAGUUACGAAGUCUUUCAGAAAUGUGCUAUGUUUGUAAAGUAUGGUCUUCACAUUUGUUGAUACAUCUCUGUAUAAUGGCUGGCCAUUUUGGAAGGGAGACAACUGACUGCCAUCUGAGAGCUUUACUGCAAGAGUUGUCUUACUUUAAUGUGUACAAUUCCUGUUAUCAUAGUCACCUAUAUUUAUUGCCUUCCAUUACAUGGUAUUAUCAACAUCAUCAGAUAUGACUUGUGAAGUCCCUUUCAAAGAUAGAAGACCCCACAAAAGCCUCAGAUGGGCAAACUUUCGUAGCUUAAACCAUUGCCCCUUCUAGAACGGUCGGUCAUAGUUUCCACUCUGGAAAGUGGAAAUAAAUCUGUCAUCCUGUUAAUUCAUCCAUUUCGAUUAUGUAUUUUCCUGUUGCUAUAGCAGCAGAUAAUACUUUUGUUUUUUUGUCAUGGAAAAUGGUUGUGCAGAUAUUACUGCAAAUACCUGACUAGCUCAUGCAAGAUGAUUAAGGGAAAUAAAACUUGGGCUGAAUA